CGCAAUCAUUGCUCGGUUGUUUCUAGACAAACACGGAUUCCGCGUGAUCGGGAUUAGCCAAUAGCUGAACGCGACUGAGAGUGAAAGGCGGCGGACGGAGGAGGAGGAGGAAGUUGGUUCCAAGCAGGCGACUCGGUUACGGGAGAGAUGACUCGUGGAAACCAGCGUGAACUUGCCCGACAAAAGAAUCUUAAGAAAAAUCAGGAUAAGUCAAAGAAAGAAAAAGAUGAUGGCUUGUCUGCUGCUGCCCGGAAGCAAAGAGAUGCUCAAAUAAUGCAGGAAAAGCAGAAAAAGGCCACAGAAAAAAAAGACGAUCCGAAAUAGCCAAUGUGGAAUGCAACAAUUUACAGCAGAAGACAACUGAGACCAUUUACAACAUGAUCCAGUUCUGGAGAAAGACAUUAACCCCCCCCUCCCCAAACCACAGUGCUCUCCCUGCUAUGCGCUGUGUUCAGCCUUUUCUUGUCAUAAGCUAGUAUCAUAGCUCUUUUAUUGCCCCAUGUAACCUUAUUCUGCACACUAUUCUUUCUUUUUUCAUUUCUACCCCGCUCUCUAACUGCAUGCUGGUUUAGCAUUGCUUAAAUCUGGUCUAGAAAAUCCAUGUUUGAGGGAAGUACCAAACAGAACAUGUCCCUUCAUGCAAAUGAAAAUGGCCUCUUUUUGUAUUCACGGUAACCCAGUUGAACAUUUAAUAAAGAAUUUUUUUUCUGUGA
This is a messenger RNA of Xenopus laevis (African clawed frog), 713 nucleotides long. RefSeq names its product small EDRK-rich factor 2 (gene serf2.S). The coding region runs from base 148 to 324 and encodes 58 amino acids. The transcript is spliced from 3 exons. Lineage: Eukaryota; Metazoa; Chordata; Amphibia; Anura; Pipidae. The record is from RefSeq and is a predicted model, not a curated record.